CGCUCCUUCACGCACUUAAGACAGUUUAUCCUUGUACUACGCAGAGCGAAUGAACGUGCGCACGUACCAUGUAGCAGUUGUAAAUUCUAUCCGAUUCUGACAGCAACAAUGGAUCAGUUGCAGCCUCUGCUUAUGCUCGAUCGUGACAAACUUUUAACCCAGUGAGAGGCAGUUGUUUUUAUCAGAGCCGAUCCGAGUUGCUUAGAUUCCUCCGUUCCAGCUCCUUAUUAAUGAGAGAAGAAACAGCGCUGAAAUCCUUGCACGUUCCAUUACGUCCUCUGGGGACUUGGUUAUUUUGAUUCUGUACGUUUCCGUGCUCGUUUUCUGGGAGUUAUAUGUGGAUACCUCCUCAGAGCCAUGGGAGAUUCGGUUUUUUUCGACAGGCAGAUAUCAUAUCUUGGUGACUUCACGUGGAACAGUGUGUCUGGGCGUAGCGUGCGUCUGAAGGCGGUGGCCGUGCAGAGUCUGUCGGAGCUGGAGCGCGUGCGGCUACAGGAGGUGGCCUAUGCCCGCCUCCACCAGGACUACGACCUGGGCUGCCAAAUCACCAUCCCCAAAGAUGGACAGAAGAGGAAGAAGUCCCUGCGGAGAAAGUUGGACUCGCUAGCCAAAGAGAAGAACAAAGACAAAGAGUGUGUGCCCCAGGCCUUUGCCAUCCCUCUGUCUCAGGCGAUCACUAACGACCGAGCCCAACGCCAGCGGCAGGACUCGACGGCUCCGCGCGAUGACCACCGCGACACCAGCGACCUGGUCUCGUCCAUCCUGCAGUUCGCCACCAGCAAGCGGCCGGCCGCCAAGGAGCUGUCCAGCAGCAACUCCUCUCUCAGCUCCACGUCCGAGACUGCCAACGAGUCGUCGCCCAACACGCCCGAGGCCGCGCCGCGCGCACGCCGGAGGGGCGGCAUGUCGGUGGACUCCAUCACUGACCUGGACGACAACCAGUCUCGUCUGCUGGAGGCCCUGCAGCUCUCGCUUCCCGCCGACGCCCCCAGCAAGAAGGAGAAGCACCGGGACAAGCGGCUCAGCCUGAACCCCAUCUACCGCCAGGUGCCCCGCGUGCUGCACUGCUGCUGCCAGCACAUGGAGAAAUACGGUCUUCAGACGGUCGGGAUUUUCCGGGUUGGCAGCUCGAAGAAACGAGUGAGGCAGCUGCGUGAGGAGUUUGACCGCGGUGUGGAGGUGCAGCUGGAGGAGGAGCACAGUGUGCAUGACGUGGCCGCACUGCUCAAGGAGUUCCUCAGGGACAUGCCCGACCCUCUGCUCACCAAGGAGCUCUACACCGCCUUCAUCAACACCAUGUUGCUGGACGCUGAGGAUCAGCAGAUCUGCACACAGCUGCUGGUGUACCUGCUGCCGGCCUGCAACAGCGACACCCUCCACCGCCUGCUGGACUUCCUGUCCACGGUGGCCCGCCACGCUCACGACACGCAGGACAAAGACGGACAAGAGGUAACCGGGAACAAGAUGACCUCGUUGAACCUGGCCACCAUCUUCGGGCCCAACCUGCUGCACAAGCAGAAGAACUCGGACAAGGAGUUCAGCGUCCAGAGCUCGGCCAGGGCCGAGGAGUCCACCGCCGUCAUCGGCGUCGUCCAGCGCAUGAUCGACUCCUUUGAUGCCCUCUUCAUGGUACCACCUGACCUGCAGAACGAGGUCCUGAUGAGUCUGCUGGAGACGGACCCUGACGUGGUGGACUACCUGCUGCGGAGGAAAGCAUCCCAGAGUCCCGAGCUGCUGCGCUCCGAGGCCUCCUUCUCCCUGAGCGAGCGCCGGUCGUCCAGCGACUCCAACAAGGCGUCCAGCGGCGAGCUCUCGCCCUACGACAACAACUCGCCCGUGCUGUGCGAGCGCAGAGGGACGGACGGAGCGGUCAGCGGCGGGUGGCGGGGAGUGGCGGGUCGUCCGGUCCGGAGCGGCUCUUCCGGGUCCCGGAGCAGUACGCCCUGGUGGGGCAGGUGGCCGGCCGGACCAGAGAGAGCAGCAGCAGCAGCAGCCUGUGGUCCCCCACCAAAGGUUCCCAUGGCAACGUGUCGGAGGGCAGUUCCCGCAGCUCUCAGGAGGGCAUCGACGGGCAUCACCAGCCGCGGCAGCGUGCCCAGACCCACACGGCGACGAGUGCCCCGCCCUCGCACCCCCUGGCCUCGCGCUCCUGCAGCAGCCCCCACUCGGCCUCCAGCUCCUCCGAGGACCUGCCGCUGGGCAGCAGCCAUGCCAACCAGCACCAGCACCACCAUGCCAACCAGCACCAGCACCACCACCACCACCACCAGCACCACGUGGCCUUCGCCAAGCAGGCCGGCAGGAAGGACUCGCGCCCGCCUCCGCCGGGCUACUGCGGGCACUCGGGGACGGGCAGCAGUGCCACGCUCCCGGCUCUCUCGCGCGCCCAUCAGCAGGCUGGCGCCAGGUCGUCGGCGGCGUCGGGGGUGCAGAACUCCACGGGGCCCGCGGGCGCGAUGCCCACCGACGCCGACUGGCAAGACUGGCAGAGGGACCGCUGGCACAUCUGGCAGCUCUUGUCCUCGGACAACGCCGACACACUGCCUGAGACGCUGGUGUGAGGGAACACACACACACAUACACACACACACACACACACGCUCACACACACACAGGACCGUAAUCUCACUCUCGCUGCCUCACUAGUGCCAACCGUCCGUUACCGUUACCGUGUGCCAGGUCCUGAGGGUCAUUUUUGUUUUGCGCCAUCGUCUGGUGAUGUUGCCAUGGCACCGUUAGUGCUGCUGCUGCAGUGUCCUCUGAAAGUUUGGGUGGUGUGCUAGUGGUUGCCAUGGUUUUUGCUCAAGUCUUGCCAUGAUUCAUCAGUGCCACUGUGGAUGCGUCACACACCCCAUCCCUCGGAGCCGAUCAGUGUUCAGCAUCAUCCCAGAGCUAUGACACAGCAGCUUCAACAGCGCGUACAACACUCACGUAACCCGUCACAAGUCUUUGCUACGCUAGGGAAUGUGUUUUGUGUUUUGUGUAUUGUGGCUUCUGCAGAGGGUGUGUCGUCCUGUCUAGUCAAACCGACCCAGUCCCAUUACACCAGACUAAAAGCCCUGACACAGGUACCUCAAAAACAACCACUCUUGCUCACCAUGACUUUAGAUUGUCGUUGUGGAACUGACAGAAAUUGUAUAAUAUUUUUUUGUAAAAACACACACAUCAGAAACAAUCUAUUCUAGUGAGUUGCAGUGUGAAAUGAGUCGAUACUGGUCUUUUUUUGGUGGUGUGCGCGGCGCACUGAGAUGUGAUAACCUGGUGACCGAUGUCGUGCGUCACCGUGCCGGGUGAACGAGGACCUCCCCACGUCUGUGUACUCAGACAUCACGCGUGAAUGAUGAACGACUAGAAUUGCUGCUAAUACCCGUAUAAACACACAGACUCUGAGUUUAUAUAGGCCUCCUCUGAUCUCCUCGGCUCCCCUUCUGAAUGCAGUGCUUUCCCUCGAGACUUCCUCUUGGGCGACUUUUUACUUUGGUUGAUGUGUUUGUGCCAAAAGAUGUCACGUAAAUCCUGCCGACAAAAACGAUGAAAGCCCAAACCACAGUGUAGCUCAGUGUACUGCAUAGAUAAUUAACACUGUGAAUAUUUAUGUUGUAGUGCUUUGCUUUAUGUGGUAACACAAUCCUCCAUUAGGUCCAUAAGAUAUACAUUUAGAUGUUGUACCAUCGAACAGUUGCUAUCCUUUAAAACACUCAUUUUAAUUUAUCCCCGACCACCAAACAUUUUACAGAUCAAAAUAAUCAUACUUCACUACCAUUGGUAUGGCUUGUCAAGGUGUUACUAGUCAUUGGCAAGAGAUCUUGCACUGUUAUUUUAUUUUUAUUUUUCCAAUUCAAGUUCAUAGCAUUUUUGUUUUGGUUUUUUUAGAGAGAGAAAAGUGCUUUUUUAGUCCAAAAAAGGGAGCUGUGACCAUUGAUUUCUAACACACUUAAAUAAUUAUAAACCCAUAAAGGUACAAUAAAAUGCAUUAUAUAAGUCAGUGUACUUGUUAACAUUAACAAACCCUUAGUAUCUUAUAUCACAUACAUUAACAUUUGUAUUGCAUUCCUUAGCAAGAACUGAAGCAUGAACAAAUAUUACCUGUUUUGUUUUUGUUGAAGUUUCUGUAACAAUUCCAUGUCAAUGAAGGAAACCUGAAUGUAAAGUACAGUAUAACCCAAAAUGCAAUUAGAUUAUAGGACAGAACUGAUAUUGUGGAGUGCUUUUGAACAUUUUCAACGUGGCCCUUCAAAAGUAUUCUUUUCUGUGAAGAAUUCAUUCUGCAGAUUGCCGGUGGGGUCACAUUUCUCAAAGUCUGUGCUGGUUUGGAUUUCAAGGUCAUGUUUUAUAAUGCAGUCUACCUAUAUGAAGCCAUAUGAAAUAUUUUGAUACCGAUAUCUCUUAAACAAGCAUUAUUGAAUUAGACAUGUUUCAUAGUGAUCGUGUGUCAUGUGGCGACAUGGCACAGAUACAGGAGUGUUUUUCUACAGAGGUUUCCCCCUACUGGCUCUGGGUGGGUACUGACACAUCACUACGCUUGCAGCAGCAGGCUAUAGCAAAAUGUCCCUCCUUUCAUUUAGGUAUCCUUAAUAUGGCACCUUGACACAUUUUGAGGGAAGUCAGUAUGCAACCCUUGAUUUAAGAGAUAAUUGAAACGUUUUGUGCCAAAUUGUAAAUCAACUCAAUGUUCCAUCACAAAAAUGUAGUGUACCUGUUUAACUGUCAUUGAAAAUGAUGCAUUACAAAGGCACUUGUCUCAGUGAUUACAUUUUUGUCGUAGACUUUGUGAGAAAUGUUGCCAAGUACUCAUUGGGGUCUGUGUUUCAUGUGCCAAUCCUUCUCUUGUGAACUAAAACAUUGUGACAAUUCAUCCUUUUAUAUAGGAAAUGAAGCCUGGUCUAAGGAGUUUAUUAUUUUUAUACUACUAUAUUGAUUGUACAGGUGUGUGCCAAGGUGUAUGUAAAAAAACGAGAUUCAAGAUCAUAUAACCCUUCUAAUCUGGCCAUCUAAAAUUAACUAAUGAAUUUGGUUUUGAUUAUCUGGGUUGGAACAAGCCAAUAGACAUCUGGCAUUAGUCUGCUCUGUGGAGUUUUCAUAGAGCAGUGUAAAAGGUGUCUCUGACAGAUUCUAGAAUCUGUAACAGGUGCAGAUGGAUUAGGGUCAUGGGUUUUACCACAGCAACGUUAGGUCACAAGGUCAAUGAACAGCUGGAUUUCAAUCCAAUUUUUUAUUAAAAUUUUGCCCAAUUGAGUACGAAAUACCGAAUGCAAUGGAAACCCAGCUCUUUGUCUGGCAUUGGCGUGUAAGCGUGGCUCACUGGGGGAAAGAGUUCAGAGCAUCCACUCACAAGAGGAUAUUCAAUGUCUCACUGAUGUGCCUAUCAUGAUUUGGUCAUUCUGACCCAACUCAUUACACAGUGGUUAAACUGUUAACUGUGAACACAGUUAUUAAAAUAGCCUGAUGUCAAGGAGAGUCCUAGAGAUGUUAUCAACACUAACUCCCUUGUAGAAUAUUUGCUGCAAAUACUAUUGCAUUCAAGUUUGUCCGUCGUAUAGAUAUUUGCUGGCAAAUAUGAACUGUGUUGUGGGUGAGUGGAUUAUGUUUGUUUUAAUCCAUGUCGUGUUUAAAGCAUUUUUUUUAGUCCAUGACUCUUUGCCAAGUGUUGUAGUCUCUUUUGGUAUUCAAAAGUGGGCUUAAAUUUGACAUUUUUCUAAUGCUAUGAACAUUAAAUAUGGAGUAGCAUUCCAAAAAUCUCAAAUGGUUGAUACUUUUUGUUUUCUCUUGGAGAGUCAACAUUGAUGUCGUUGGGUGUUACUUGUGCCAUAUUGUCUCGUUAUCAAAUAUUAUUUGAUACUAUAAAGCAUUCAUGCUGAAGCUUUUUGUAUUCUGUGGUCCAAAUGUAAAGUUCUAUAUUAGUAUCAUUAAUAUUGUUAUACAGUGUUGUCAAGGAACAGUUUGUACUCAAAAAUAUUAAAGAAUUUUUUGUACGGUCUGACAGUGCUCUGAGGCUUGCAUUGGUGACGUUCUGUUGUCUUAAUAUUGAAUCAUGUCCUGUUGGAAUAAAUGAUAAAGUGCAAAUUCA
Messenger RNA from Sardina pilchardus (European sardine), 6067 nucleotides. Its product is annotated as rho GTPase-activating protein 6-like. Lineage: Eukaryota; Metazoa; Chordata; Actinopteri; Clupeiformes; Clupeidae. Gene Ontology annotation, biological process: signal transduction. The record is from RefSeq and is a predicted model, not a curated record. The coding region runs from base 358 to 2646 and encodes 762 amino acids. The transcript is spliced from 12 exons.